Messenger RNA from Epinephelus moara (kelp grouper), 1099 nucleotides. RefSeq names its product zinc finger and BTB domain containing 8 opposite strand (gene tslig1). The transcript is spliced from 7 exons. The record is from RefSeq and is a predicted model, not a curated record. Gene Ontology annotation, cellular component: tRNA-splicing ligase complex. Bases 106 to 594 code for a protein of 162 amino acids. Gene Ontology annotation, biological process: tRNA splicing, via endonucleolytic cleavage and ligation. Lineage: Eukaryota; Metazoa; Chordata; Actinopteri; Perciformes; Serranidae.
GGAACGCCCUCCUUUAGAUACAUGUUGCAACCGGUUGUAAGAAACUAGCAUGGUAACGAAUAGACGUUAUCACUUUAUAAACCGUUAAACGAACUUACAGCAACAAUGGACGACCGUCAGCUCGACCUGACAGAGGCACAGAAAGCUACGAAGUCAAAAUACCCGCCUAUUAACAAGAAAUAUGAGUAUCUGGAUCAUACAGCAGAUGUACAAAUCCACUCCUGGGGAAGCUCUCUAGAGGAGGCGUUCGAGCAGUGUGCCAUGGGCAUGUUCGGCUACAUGACGGACACGGAAACAGUAGAACCACUUGAUACUGUUGAGGUUGAAUCAGAGGGUGACGACAUGGAGUCUCUUCUUUUCCACUUCCUAGAUGACUGGUUAUACAAGUUUUGUGCAGAUCUCUUCUUUGUUCCCAGGGAGGUCAAAGUAUUACACAUAGACAGAAUGAACUUCAAAAUCCGCUCCAUUGGUUGGGGUGAGGAAUUCUCUCUGGAAAAGCAUCCACAGGGGACUGAGGUGAAAGCCAUCACAUACUCCGCAAUGCAGAUCCACGAUAAAGAAAAGCCAGAGAUAUUUGCCAUCAUUGAUAUCUGACGACACCUCCAGAGGCAGACUGCACUCCUGGUUCAAUGGAACUGGAAUAUCUACUCGGCCAAUUUAACUGGCCUUUUAACUGAGGCACUGAUUAUUGACUUGUAAAAUCUGCUUUUCUACUUUUUAAGUUGAACUGUUUACAAACAGGAGCAUUUCCCAACAUUUCUUGUGAUUAUGGGUGCACGAUGGAAGAGCUCUCUGAUACAUACAGAUGCGCAAUAUGACACUGAUAUCUUAUAAACUACAUUAUUACAGAAAUCACAAAGCCAUGUAAUUAAUUGAACUCUACUUUAAAGCAUAGUAAAUGUAAAACAAUGUAUUUCAUUUUUAAAACACAUUUGUCAACCCGCUUUUACUGGAAAUGCUUUUGAAAAUUCUUAUUUAUCACAUUUCAGUUGUGCUGGUGCCUUAUUUGUCAUUGUAAAUAAAUCUACUGAUGUUUAUUUUUCUUCCUCGGGAUGAUUAAAUGGUAACUGGUACCUCAAAAUAAAAUCUUGCUUUUGAA